AUGGUUUUAUUUACAUACAAAGGUUUGAAAUCUGAUACCAAUGAAUUAAGAAGGUUCGUGUCUGUUUUAGAGUCAUGGAAUUAUGAUCGGAUUAAUAGAUUUGAACGAGUUUUCGUUAAGCAUUUAGAGGCCUCAGAGGUGAACAUAGUGGAUACUCCAACGUACAACUUUCUGUGGAGAAAGAAGUAUCUUCUCCGAUGGCAGUUGCACCCGGCAAGAGCUCGUUCGGACUAUGAUUACCUCAUCGGCGAUAGCGGUGUGGGGAAAAGUUGCUUGUUACUGCGUUUCUCUGAUGAUAUUUUUACCACCAGUUUUAUUACCACCAUUGGAAUCGACUUCAAGAUAAGAACAGUCGAACUUGAUGGCAAGCGUAUCAAAUUGCACAUAUGGGACACUGCUGGACAAGAACGUUUUAGAACUAUAACCACAGCAUAUUACAGAGGAGCUAUGGGUAUAUUACUUGUCUAUGAUGUAACAGACGAGUCAUCCUUCAACAACAUUAGGAACUGGAUGAAGAACAUUGAGCAGCAUGCGUCCGAUAGUGUCAACAAAAUAUUGGUUGGUAACAAAGCCGAUAUGGAUGAAAGCAAAAGGGCUGUCCCAACAUCAAAGGGACAAGCUCUGGCUGAUGAGUAUGGAAUCAAGUUCUUUGAGACGAGUGCAAAAACAAACCAGAACGUCGAGCAGGUUUUCCUUUCUAUCGCGAAAGACAUAAAGCAAAGACUCACAGAAAGCGAUACAAAAGCCGAGCCCCAAGGGAUCAAGAUCACUAAACAAGACGCUAACAAAGCCUCAUCGUCUUCUACAACUGAGAAAUCAGCUUGCUGCAGUUAUGUUUAGAAGUUCUAUGGACCUGUUUCUGACCUCUUAAACUUUGAAUUAAUGCCAGAUGUUGUGUGUAAAAGUGGCUAGAGCAUGAGUUCUUUUUUGGGUUUUUUUUUUUCAGUUUAAGCUUAAAAUUCUUAAAAAGCUUCUUCGAGGCUAACUGUAUUUUCAAAUUCUCCCCUAAAGUAACCUUUUUCUCUAUGAGAAACAUCUAUAUGUUUUCUUGUUA
Camelina sativa (false flax) is the source of this 1054-nucleotide messenger RNA. The record is from RefSeq and is a predicted model, not a curated record. Lineage: Eukaryota; Viridiplantae; Streptophyta; Magnoliopsida; Brassicales; Brassicaceae.